AACCUGAAGUGCAACGAAUAAGCAGCCUAACGAAGCUCACACUCAUCAGCAAGUCAGUUGGAAUAAUGACUACCCUGAUGGGAUCCUACAGCUGGACAGAGAGCCUGGACUGUUCCCCCAUGGAUGGAGACCUCUCAGAUGGGCUGUCCCCGCACAGGUCUCCCCGAGAGAAGGGGUCUGAGACCCGUAUCCGAAGACCCAUGAACGCCUUUAUGGUGUGGGCUAAGGACGAGCGGAAAAGACUAGCCGUGCAGAAUCCAGACCUGCACAAUGCGGAGCUCAGCAAGAUGCUCGGGAAAUCCUGGAAAGCCCUCUCUCCAGCCCAAAAGAGGCCCUAUGUAGAAGAGGCAGAGAGACUGAGGGUCCAGCAUAUGCAAGAUUAUCCCAACUACAAGUACAGGCCAAGGAGAAAGAAGCAAAUAAAGAGGAUCUGUAAACGGGUAGACACUGGUUUUCUGCUCGGCAGCUUAUCGAAGGAUCAGAAUUCGGUGCCAGACACAAGGGGGUGCAGGACGGCCAUGGAGAAAGAGGAGAAUGGUGGGUACCCUGGAGCUGCCCUGUCAGACAUAAGACAUUACAGAGAGACUCCGAGCAAUGGAAACAAAUAUGACCAAACUUACCCCUAUGGGCUGCCAACCCCACCAGAGAUGUCCCCGCUGGAAGCAAUUGACCAAGAUCAGAGUUUUUAUUCGACCUCAUGCUCUGAAGAUUGCCACUCCCAUAUCAAUGGAGCCGUCUACCCACCUGAAUACAGCCGAAGCCCCAUCCUCUGCAGUCACCUUAGCCAGGUGCCCAUUCCCCAACCUGGGUCAUCAAUGAUUCCACCAGUACCCACCUGCCCCCCAGCCUACUACAGCUCGAGUUAUCAUUCUAUACAUAACUAUCAUGCCCACCUUGGCCAGCUCUCCCCUCCUCCUGAGCACCCCCAUUAUGACACCAUUGACCAGAUUAGUCAAGCAGAACUUCUUGGUGAGAUGGACAGAAAUGAAUUUGACCAAUAUUUAAAUACCUCACUACAAGAUCCCACUGAAAUGACAAUCCAUGGACAUGUCCAGGUGUCACAAGCUUCAGAUAUACAGCCCUCAGAAACCAGUCUCAUCUCUGUCCUAGCAGAUGCAACAGCCACGUACUACAACAGUUAUAGUGUUUCUUAGGACCCUGAGAAGAUUGGGUCUGGGACUGAGCAAGCAGUAUUAUUAUGGAAUUAAUCCCGUAUUAAGCUAAGGACUGCAUUUCCUCAGGGUUACCAAAUCAGACUGGCUAAUUCAGACUCCUCUUUGGGCAGGGGUGGGGGUGGAAUCUUCAAACAACACUAAACUGAUCUGGUUCAAGUCCGUUGUUACAUAUAGUAAAGAAAUAUCCUGUAUAUAAAGGUAAUUGUGUGCUUAUAUCUGGGGAAAAAAAACAUUACCAUUAAAUCAUAAAAUAGUUUGUACUAAGGGUUGUUUUGAUUUCCAUUUUGUACAGCAACCGUACUGUUCAUCUCCGCUUUUCUUCUUUAUGGAUUUUUAUUCAUAUUAUUUUUUUGGUAAGGACUAUAAAUGGUGGACACUUGAAUUUGAAAUUAUUCCUACACGUAGCUUCUAGAAGGGCACGACACUUGUAAAACACAUUUUUCACGGUUUGUUUACACACUAAUUUGCGUUCACCUUUUGUUUUACUCCAGAACACUGGUUUAAAAUGUAUUGAAACCUGUAAAAACUUUUGUCAAUUUUUUUUUUUUUUAAAGGAAUGGACUGGUUUUGUUAGAAUUUGUGGGGUAAUUAACAAUAUUGUUGACGUCUGCCAUUUUGAUCAUGAUCAUGUUGUAUUAAAACUUAGUGGAGAUGGUUUGCAGUCCUGGGAAUGUAUUAGUAAUAUUAUUAGUCAUUAUUCUGUAAAACGACCAGUAUAUCUACAUUUUACUUGCAUUUGACAUUGAUGUACAUAUAAAUUUGCCUAAGUAUUUAAUUUAAAUAAAAAAUACUGGAUUGUUUUUAU
Molecule: messenger RNA, 1980 nt
Organism: Xenopus laevis (African clawed frog)
Lineage: Eukaryota; Metazoa; Chordata; Amphibia; Anura; Pipidae
Gene: sox7.L
Product: SRY-box 7 L homeolog
Exons: 2
Coding region: 66-1154 (362 amino acids)
Biological process (GO): cell differentiation; system development; positive regulation of transcription by RNA polymerase II
Cellular component (GO): nucleus
Molecular function (GO): DNA-binding transcription activator activity, RNA polymerase II-specific; RNA polymerase II cis-regulatory region sequence-specific DNA binding
Source: RefSeq, marked provisional